Messenger RNA from Dermacentor albipictus, 2970 nucleotides. RefSeq names its product galactosylceramide sulfotransferase-like. Gene Ontology annotation, molecular function: galactosylceramide sulfotransferase activity. Gene Ontology annotation, biological process: glycolipid biosynthetic process. Gene Ontology annotation, cellular component: membrane. The record is from RefSeq and is a predicted model, not a curated record. NCBI's taxonomy places the organism in Eukaryota, Metazoa, Arthropoda, Arachnida, Ixodida, Ixodidae.
GCGGAGUUCAAGCGCUCAAGAUGCGAAUGAGAAGCACUUAGCAGCUAGGUGCAACAGGAAAACGUCUCGGGGGAUCUCUUUCGACGUUCUGCCUCAGCAGAACCUGGUUAUUUUUGCUCCUAGGCUCCCAUUUGCCACCCAAGAAAAAUAUCCUUGGAGCACUGAAUCAGGUCAAGUGUCCUGUUCAGCUUGACAGCAAAUGACACAACAAGUGACCCUUUUCCGGCUGGCAGCUCCGCUGCAUCGCCGACGUCUGGCACUGCUCACCGCUUCGAUACUUCUGCUGCUGGGAUUUGUGGUGGAGCCAAGCUUGAAAACUGGUCUAAGGUUGUUGCCUGUGCCUGGAGAUCAAAUGCCCCGGUGUCCUACCGAAGAGCAGCGCAGUGUGUGCUUCUUGAAAACGCACAAGUGCGCCAGCUCGUCUGUGCAGAACAUGCUGAUGCGCUACGGCGAGAGCCAUGGCCUCCGCUUCGUGCUUCCAAAGAGCGCGAACUACCUGGGUCAUCCGGACCUCUUCAAUCGUACGAUGGCGUCAGGCAGGCCACCAUUCGACAUGCUCGUGCACCACGCGAGAUUCUACGAGACGGAGAUGCGUGCUGUGCUGACACAGCGGCCGCUCUUUGUCACCAUCGUGCGGGAACCUGCCGCGCUAUUCGAGUCUCUCUACUCCUACUAUGGUCUAAAGAGGAUGACCCACAUGGGUCUGGAGCAAUUUGCCAGCAGUGCCUUGGCGAACCGGUCACUGAUGGGCCUGCUGGACCGAAGCCGCACCCAGAGCAAGCUGGGCUUCAACCAAAUGAGCUUCGACCUGGGAAUGACGCCGGCGAAAUUCGGCAAUGCUUUCUCAGUGCGUCGCUUCGUUGAGCAGCUUGAUGCAACGUUCGACCUGGUCAUGGUGGCUGAGCGAAUCAACGAGUCCCUGGUCUUGCUCAAGGACCUGUUAUGCUUGGACACAGACGACAUCGUCAUCUUCAAACUUAACGCCCGGCAGAGUGUAUACCGGCAUGUCCUAAGUCCCCGGCUGGCGGCUCAGAUACGUUGGCUGAAUUCGGCUGAUGUGCACUUGUACGAGCACUUCGUUCGCCGGUUCGAGCUACGGGUGCGCCAAUUCGGCCAGGAGCGAAUGGCCAAGGAGCUGCAUUUGCUUCAGGAGCGCACGCGCUAUUGGUACGAACGCUGCGUCAAGAACGUCAAGCAACCAGACGAAAGCAGGCCCACUUCAGAACGAAAGUUCUGGACUAACCAUCAGGUGUUGGUGCUCCAUGCCAAGGACGAGAGCUCAGAGGAAUGCGUCCGCAUGACGCUGCCCGAGCUUGUCUACACAGAGCGUCUGCGAAAGAAGCAGUUCGAGAACACCAGGGCACGUCGCCGAUGGCAGCGCCCUCAGUCACUGCAGAUGAGCCGCUGAUCCCUUCGGUGCCCUCGCUACAUGGUGUUGACCUCACGCUUUCCGCUACGGGUGACCAAAAACGUUAGGCUGGAAGCGGAAAGACUGAGAGGUGAAGCAUAGCACGAGCCAUCGGGCAGCCCACUUUCUUGCGAAAUAUUGUCGGCUGACAUCACUUGGCAACACCAUAGCGCGACAACUUUGUGACAUGUCUAUGUGACGUCCCAAUAUCCGUACACUACUUUAGAAACAAAUGCGACACUCCUGGAACACCAGAUUGUGGAUCACCGAACCAGGACAUCUCAGUUAUAUCGCCUCUGCACUUUUGUUUGCCAAAACGGGAGUUGUUGCCCUCCCAGAUACCAGUUGUUGAAAUUUACACGAGAGGAAAAUGUGCUUCCUUGGACCUUAAAACUAUAAUCCAAGGCUGUUCCAUUAAAGACCAUAUUCGGCGUGUUUGCUUAGAUAAGUCACUUUCUAAGCUUUAAAGGUUUUAAUGGUCUAUUUGUGCCUCGCGGAACUGGUAUGGAAAAAGAAAAAAGCAACCGCAAUUGCGGGCGCGGGCAUCAGUACGUAUAUGUAUACGCAACAACGCAUCUGAUCGUCGUAUGUGGGCACAUCCUUCCUCUGAAAGACCAUGCAAGCCACAGAAUCCUAGGAGAUGUGGUCUGCUGUGAAAGUUCCCUUCAUUAUACCAAACACUUAAAAAAACCUGAUAUAUGCUUUUUAUGUGCCCGUAACGUGCCCACGACGGCUCUAACGCGCAUAGGAAAUUUGCACUCGACACGGAAACUCCGGCCGAACAUGUCUGCGAGGAACAUCCCCUGGAUGUAAUCGGCACCUACCAGAAAUAUCCGUGUACUCGCGGUCGAUGCAGAAAUGAUGCUUACCGGAUACCACUUCAGACCGUGCGACAUAGAUGUCACUGAGACAAGCUUCCUGUGGGGCGGAGCUGUACGCUCUAUAUUGCGGUGACUGUGCUCGUUGUUGACGUGUUUCAAAACACAAAUGUAUGAUCGACCAGUAUUUUUACCGCCUGUAUAAUACAAUGAUUUUUGGAAAGAAUAAGUCGCGCUAACGUACCCACAUUGCCUCAUCACGGAUCGAGACCCUUCGUAUACACCUAGCAUAAAAUAUGUGACGUCACUCGUUCGGAAUAAGCUAUCCCAACUGCAACGUUUCAAUUACCCUGUAACCUUGCAAGAUUCUCAAUAGCCAGUGAUGAAACAUAGAUUCGAGGCAGCGUAGCUUUUUUCAUGGCCAAAAAAUGUCCUAAAUGAUGCUAGCUAUUACCGUGCUUGUAUAUGGCAUACAGAACAGGUAAAGUUCAUAAGCGUCUUUCCGCUUGGCAGCGAUAUCACAAAGGACUAAUGAUAGGCUCAUGAGCCAAGCCGAGCAGAUUGAAAUUAGUUACUGCGUGAAUCAUUGCUUUCGUUAAGCUACAUUGCCGUGCUAGUGAUCUGCCACCUUAUUGCUUACUCGCACCUGCAGGUUACCAUAGCGUCUAAAGCAGUGACUUCUCAAUGUCUGAAAUUGAUGCACACAAGUGAAUAAAUUUGCCGAGUUUUUUUCCCAGUGCUAUU